Henningerozyma blattae CBS 6284 is the source of this 906-nucleotide messenger RNA. RefSeq names its product Ggc1p (gene GGC1). Lineage: Eukaryota; Fungi; Ascomycota; Saccharomycetes; Saccharomycetales; Saccharomycetaceae. Gene Ontology annotation, molecular function: guanine nucleotide transmembrane transporter activity. The coding region runs from base 1 to 906 and encodes 301 amino acids. The record is from RefSeq and is a predicted model, not a curated record. The transcript has a single exon. Gene Ontology annotation, cellular component: mitochondrion.
AUGAGCCAAGACAAGAAACAAAGUGGUAUUGCUCGAUUACUAGGUUCAGCUUCAGCUGGUAUCUUAGAAAUCUGUGUUUUCCAUCCGGUUGACACGAUUUCUAAAAGACUAAUGACUAACCACACAAAGGUGGUAUCUGCCAGUGAAUUGAAUAAAGUUAUUUUUAAAGAGUAUGCAACCAUACCAUUUGGUAAGCGUUUAUUUACUUUGUUUCCAGGCUUAGGCUAUGCAGCAUCAUAUAAAGUUUUACAAAGGGUUUAUAAGUAUGGUGGUCAGCCCUUUGUUAAUGAAUAUUUAAAUAAAAAUUUCAAGAAAGAUUUUGAUAAUGCAUUUGGUGCUAAAACUGGUAAGGCAAUGAUUUCUGCUACUGCUGGUUCACUGAUUGGGAUUGGUGAAAUUAUUUUAUUACCUUUAGAUGUUUUAAAAAUUAAGAGUCAAACCAAUCCAGAUGCUUUUAAAGGUAGAGGUUUUGUGAAGAUCUUGAAGGAAGAAGGCUUCUUUAACCUUUAUAGAGGUUGGGGCUGGACAAUUGCAAGAAAUGCCCCAGGCUCAUUCGCGUUAUUCGGUGGUAAUUCAUUUACCAAGGAAUAUUUAUUUGGCUUGAAGGAUCAUUCCAAAGCAUCAUGGGAGCAAAAUUUUGUAUCAUCUAUUGUAGGUGCCUGUUCUUCAUUGAUUGUAUCUGCCCCAUUAGAUGUUAUUAAGACAAGAAUCCAAAAUAGAAGUUUUGAUAAUCCAGAAAGCGGUAUGACCAUUGUCAAGAAUACUUUGAAAAAAGAAGGUGUUACUGCCUUCUUUAAAGGAUUAACACCAAAAUUAUUAACUACUGGUCCAAAGUUAGUAUUUUCAUUUACACUGGCACAAACAUUAAUACCAAAAUUUGAAGAAUUAAUUAAUGGCAAAAAGUAA